Messenger RNA from Paramecium tetraurelia, 1740 nucleotides. RefSeq lists its product as uncharacterized. The transcript has 3 exons. The record is from RefSeq and is a predicted model, not a curated record. Gene Ontology annotation, biological process: DNA-templated transcription. NCBI's taxonomy places the organism in Eukaryota, Ciliophora, Oligohymenophorea, Peniculida, Parameciidae.
AUGAGGAUUUAUUAAUUAUCCCACAAUUAUUUGUUUUCAAAUCAAAUACAUUAUAAUUAUGAAGUCAUUAAUAAAAAUAAUUUAAUGAGUGAAAACUAUAAUUUUUCUGAUUUCGUCAAAUUUAGGAAGGGUAGUACCUUUGGCAUAGGAAAGAUAGAGAAUUUCAGUCGCGAAGAGGAUUGGUUCGAAUAUUUCGAAUACAUCUUAAGCGAAGAAUUACCAACAGGUUGGUUUAUAUAUUGUAUAUUUUAUUGUAUUUAAAUAUUACACAACACACAUUUUCCAAUAAUCCUUAUUAUUGUGUUUUUCUUUUUUAUUAAUUUUUAUUAGGUAAACAACCACAUCAUGGAUUAUUAAUUGAAGAAAGGGAAAAUGACUGAUAUUAUUGAAAAAGUCCAAUUAAGUAAGCUCCCCGAAUAUGUCCAGAUGACGGAAAAGAAAGGUUAUGUGAUGAGACAAUAGUUCAUAUCCAAGGAUCUGAUGCCUCUAUUAAAAUAGUGUUUUUGUGGCCAAUAUGUGAAUCCAGAUUAGGUUCUUGUGCUUUGUACUUCAUGUGAAAAGCCUUUUCAUGCUGAAUGUCUAAUUAAAUAGUUUGAACAAGGAAAUGCUAAUUGUGAUUCUUGCAGAGAAAUUCUCUCUAACCUCCAAAUUACCGAUCGUAUUAAAGAUGCAUUGUAGACCAGGUCAUCUACUAUUGUCAUCUAAACCAAUCAACAAAAGACACAUGAACAAAGGGCUAUUUAAAUUGAAGAGGAAGAAGAAGAAUAAUUAGAUAGAAAUGAAAAGAGAAUAGAUUUAGAUAAGAUUGUCAAAAAAAUCAAGACUAAAGAUGGUCAAAUACAUUCUAAAGUGUAAAUAGUAAAGUAAGAUACUCACACAAAUGGAAAUUCUAGAGAAAAGAAUUAAACACAUGAAGCCAUCCCAUAAGCAAAUCCUCCUGAAUAGUAGAAACAAUAAUCAUUACCAUUUAAAAACAUAUCAGCCCAGGCUGUAGAAAAAAUGAAAAGCUGGGUUGAGAGAUAUAGAUAAAUGGAAUCCAAUGCAUCAAAUUUUGAAAAGAAGAGAUAAGAAGUCAGAGAAAAAUUCUUUUCAGUCAUUUUUUAUGGCAUAGAAGAAUUAAAAGAUAUGUAUGAAAAAGAUCCUAAUUCUAUCACACAAUUAGAAAAGGAGAUUAUCAGUAAUUCUGACACAGCCUUGUUUUAAUAUAUUAAGAAUUUAGCAUUAGACAUUGAAGUUUACACUCAUAUUAAGUUUAACACAUAAUACAAGACAAAAUUAGAGCCGCUCUAUGUUGAAAGAUGCAAACUCAUUUAUUUACACAUGAAAGAUGAUAAAAAUUUAGAAUUGCGAAGAAAAGUCAUCUCUAAAGAAUUUUAAGCCCAAGAUUUGAGUACUAGAGAUGAAAGAGAUCUUUACAAUCCAGAAAAAAGACGAUAAACCCAAGAAAUAGCUAUGAGAGUCAUUGAACUUAAUUAAAAAGAUAAGGAUGAAGAAUAAAAAAUCAUCAAAGAUAUUGAAGAAGUAUCCUUUUCUAGAAAUUAAUCUAUAAAUGAAGAAAUUUAAAUCACUACUCAAAAGAAGGAUGGUCAUUCGACUAAAAAUCUAUUAAAAGAGAAAAUGAUGGAAUAUUCAGUUGAAAAGUCUAUCAUGAGAUUUAAAAAAAGAAUUGCUGAUGAACUUAAUGACAAGGAACGUUUACAAAUAUUAGCCAGCUUAGAAUAGUAUCAACUUCAUUAAUGA